CGAGGAGGAGCCUCGAAUCCAGCCAGGCCAGGCUCCUCCCAUUCCUCCUCUCCCACGAGCUCUCACCGCUCCUCGCGGCGGCAAAACCCCCCUUGAAUUCCCUACGCGCCCGCCUCCAAUCCCGCCAGUCCGGCGGCGACCCAGGGAUCCAUGGAGAGGUACGAACUGCUCAAGGACAUCGGUUCCGGCAACUUCGGGGUGGCGCGGCUGAUGCGGAACAAGGACACCAAGGAGCUCGUCGCUAUGAAGUACAUCCCGAGGGGGCUCAAGAUUGACGAGAAUGUGGCGAGGGAGAUCAUAAACCACCGCUCGUUGCGGCACCCCAACAUCAUCCGCUUCAAGGAGGUCGUGCUCACGCCCACGCACCUCGCUAUCGUCAUGGAGUACGCCGCCGGCGGCGAGCUUUUCGACAGGAUCUGCAGCGCCGGGAGGUUCAGCGAGGACGAGGCGAGGUAUUUCUUCCAGCAGCUUAUCUGCGGUGUCAGCUACUGCCACUUCAUGCAAAUUUGUCACCGGGACUUGAAGCUGGAGAACACGCUGUUGGAUGGCAGCCCGGCGCCGCGCCUAAAGAUCUGCGACUUUGGCUACUCUAAGUCAUCGCUGCUGCACUCAAAGCCUAAAUCCACGGUUGGAACUCCGGCGUACAUUGCUCCGGAGGUACUCUCUCGCCGGGAAUACGACGGCAAGAUGGCAGACGUUUGGUCUUGUGGAGUGACUCUUUACGUGAUGCUGGUUGGUGCAUACCCUUUUGAGGACCCCGAUGAUCCCAAGAAUUUCAGAAAAACGAUUGGGAGAAUAGUGUCAAUUCAAUACCAGAUACCAGAGUAUGUCCACAUAUCCCAGGAUUGCAGACAGCUCCUUGCUAGGAUCUUCGUCGCAAAUCCUGCAAAGAGAAUAACAAUUAGGGAGAUUAGGAAUCACCCCUGGUUCCUGAAGAAUUUGCCCAGAGAGCUUACAGAAGCUGCGCAAGCGAAGUACUACAAGAAGGACAACGGUGCCCCCACCUUCUCUGAUCAAACAGUCGAAGAGAUCAUGAAGAUCGUAGAGGAGGCCCGCACGCCGCCCCAGUCGCCUGCUCCAGUGGCUGGUUUUGGUUGGGCAGAGGAAGAAGAGCAGGAAGAUGGGAAGAAACCUGAGGAUGACGAGCAGGAUGGGGAGGAUGAGCAAUACGACGGCGAGGACGAGUAUGACAAACAGGUGAAGCAAGUACAUGCCAGCGGGGACUUUCGACACCUAAUAAAAUGAAGCUCCUAGCAAGACCGAGUUCUCAACUGAUGAGAUACUGUCUGGUUUUGCUGUAGUUUGUGGUGCUAAGAUGAUGCACCCUCGGUGCUUACGUAGUAUACUUCUGUCUGGAUUCACCUUUUUUUCGCAUAUUGUGUUAAUACUCUGUAAAUUAUCAAACUGGCUUCCUCAAUGCUCGUGUAAUUAAAUGAACCGUUGAGUGAUUAAGCUAGAAGGCAAGAUAUACUUUCUAUGGAGUAAAUUCUGAAAGUAUCAAUAUGUGUUGAACUAGACUAAUUUAAAUUUUAUUUUCGCAACCAUUACAUACUAUUGAAUAGUCUAUUUCAUUCUGUGUACCUAG
Zea mays is the source of this 1585-nucleotide messenger RNA. RefSeq names its product putative snRK/SAPK family protein kinase. NCBI's taxonomy places the organism in Eukaryota, Viridiplantae, Streptophyta, Magnoliopsida, Poales, Poaceae. Bases 151 to 1245 code for a protein of 364 amino acids. The record is from RefSeq and is marked provisional. Gene Ontology annotation, biological process: protein phosphorylation. The transcript is spliced from 9 exons. Gene Ontology annotation, molecular function: protein serine/threonine kinase activity; ATP binding.